AUGAAGCUUCUGUACCAGAAUCCCAGGGAAUUCCACCUUUUGACUUCGGAACAGUCAAAUAUCCUGAAGCAAGACAGCAGUCACUGUGCUAUCAAAGUGGAGGACACUGGUGAAGACUGGCAUCUGUACCAAAGGUUGGCAAGUAAACUGGCAGGAGUCAGAAAUGGAGCUGCCAAGCCAACUAAUUCUGUGUAUUUAGCAUUAAGCCAGCAUCUGUCAGGAAGCUUUUGCCAAGAGUGCUACGAUGCCCAGCAUCAUAAAGCUGUCCCUCCCAAUGCCCGGAACAAUUGCAGACCAUUUCCACUGACUGAAAAGGGGAAGAGUUCACUAGCUGAACUCAGCGACUCUUACAGGAACAGAAGCACAUACCUGAGAGAAGCAGUCAUGGAGAAGUGUAGCUCCUUAUGCCCAACAAGUAAUGAAAACAAAGAAGUCACCAGAGACAAUAAUGACAGGCCACUGCCAGAGGAUGAUAAGGUACAGCACAAAAAUGACCUUUUACAGCCAGUUCAGUCCGAGCCCAAAUAUUCAAAGGAGCCUCGUGAAGAGCACACAGCUGUAAAUAGGCCUGAAGACCCCGCUCCUCUCCCGCGCACCACAGAUAAUGAAAAAGAAUAUCAAUCAGACCGGCAUUACUAUAAAAAAAUGAAUUUAGAAAUGGUCACAGUGGAAAACACCUGUGCGUCGGCUGUACUGAGAAGUGAAGUCGAAGAUGAAGACAGUCAUGACAAUGACGAAGUCAUCAAACUGCUGGUGAACAGAGAGCCUCAGGAGAUGCACAGCGACAUUCUGCAAAAACAGAUUUCCGACAUGAUUGCAGUUUUGGAGGCCUGCGACUUAGUGGAGCAGCUGGUGCUCAGAAACACGGGGCUGUCUGACGAGUUACUCGAGGCUCUGGCUACGGCGCUCAUGAAGAGCCCAUCCGAAGUGGAGAUGAUCAACCUCAACCUCAAUAACAUUGGCCCCAGAGGAGCGAGCACUCUUAUCGAGCUGCUGAGAGUAAAAUCUCAAGUGAAAAGCCUCUUGUAA
This is a messenger RNA of Polypterus senegalus (gray bichir), 1029 nucleotides long. RefSeq lists its product as uncharacterized. The record is from RefSeq and is a predicted model, not a curated record. The transcript is spliced from 3 exons. The coding region runs from base 1 to 1029 and encodes 342 amino acids. NCBI's taxonomy places the organism in Eukaryota, Metazoa, Chordata, Cladistia, Polypteriformes, Polypteridae.